Molecule: messenger RNA, 3940 nt
Organism: Larimichthys crocea (large yellow croaker)
Lineage: Eukaryota; Metazoa; Chordata; Actinopteri; Sciaenidae
Product: thrombospondin-2
Exons: 22
Coding region: 318-3692 (1124 amino acids)
Biological process (GO): cell adhesion; negative regulation of angiogenesis
Cellular component (GO): extracellular region
Molecular function (GO): protein binding; calcium ion binding
Source: RefSeq, a predicted model, not a curated record
CACACACACACACACACACACACAUAGUUCCUUCCAUCCAGCUGGGUUUCUCGCUGGGAGAUAUGCAGCUCAGUUCAUCGCCAGACAGACGGAUUUCACUCGCACAAACCUCUGUUUCUUUUGGAUACUUCAACAACAAAUUACUGAGGAAGCUGUGCUGGUCCGGAUGCCAAGGUGAGAAGGAAACAAGGAAAUAAGGAAGAGGAAAAGGAGAAACACAUUCCAUCACCGCUCCUGUGGAGCUGAAGCAGGGACGAAACCUACCAGCCGUGAUUUCUUAUCGUGGAGGAAGGCAGACCUGCGAGGAGUACACAGGAAUGAGUCCACGGAGAGGUUUCCCCUGGCUUUUGAUCUUCCUCUAUGUAGCAGCUAUGUGUGCAGGUGUGGGUGGUGCAAAGGUCGACAAUGUGUCGUCAGAAAUCUGUCGUCAUCCGUGUGAGGAUCUGAUGGGUUUGCUCACUGAGAUCCAAGGCCUGCGUAUUGUCACCAGUAACCUGCUUGAGGACCUUGAGAGAGUCUCUAAAGAAAAUGAGGAGAUGCGGAUAUUUAUGGCUGAGCUGAGCAACAGCAGCAGUGGCCGAGGCAAUGGACGUGGAGGCAGCUAUGGAAAUGGCCGUGGCGGCAACUAUGGAGAUGGCCGUGGCGGCAACUAUGGAGAUGGCCGUGGCAGCAGCCAUAGCGAUGGCCGUGGAGGCAGCCACAGCGAUGGCCGUGGAGGCAGCCACAGCGAUGGCCCUAGAGGCAGCCAUGGCGAUGGUCAUGGUGGCUAUGUUGAUGGCUAUGAUGGCGACCAUGGCGAUGGCCAUGGUGGUUAUCGUGGCAAUGGCUAUGGUGGCAGUCGUGGCAAUGGCUAUGGUGGCGAUCAUGGCAAUGGAUAUGGUGGCAAUGGCCGUGGUGGAAGUCACAGCAAUGGCUAUGGUGACGACUAUAGAGAUGGUGAUGGCGACUUUACUGAUGGCCAUGGCAAUGGUGGAGGCAAUGGCUAUGGCAGUGGUGGAAACCGUGGCAACGGCAAUGGCCUUGGCGAUGGCUAUGGCCGUGGCUAUGGCCGUGGAUAUGGCCGUGGACAUGGCCAUGGUGACAGCCAUGGUGAUGACAGUGACUAUGGCCACGAUUAUGACGAUCUUGACAGAGACAGAGACGGGGAGAUCUGGUGUGUGCAGGAUGGACGAAUUUACGAGCAGGGUGAGCAGUGGGAGGUUGACAGCUGUACCUCCUGUACUUGCAAGGAUGGAAAGGUGGUGUGUCAGCAGGUGUCUUGCCCUCCUGUGUCCUGUAUCAAUCCAUCCUUUAUCGAUGGAAAGUGCUGUCCUGUCUGUCUCAAUAAUGAAAAUGGCUGGUCCCCAUGGUCUGAGUGGACCGACUGUUCGGUCACCUGUGGACGUGGAGGGCAUCAAAGGGGACGAUCCUGCAAUGGCAUCAUCCCAUCCUGUGCUGGCCCGUCGGUCCAAACCCGCAGCUGCAUGAUGACAAAGUGUGACCGCAAGGCGCGCGCUGACGGGAACUGGGGUCUUUGGUCUCCUUGGUCUGCAUGUACAACCACAUGUGGUGAUGGCAGUAUCACACGGGUUCGUCUCUGCAACAACCCCCCACCACAGAAGGGGGGCAAAGGGUGCUCGGGCAGCGCUAGGGAGACGAAAUCUUGCAACAACACACUUUGCCCCAUUGCUGGAGGCUGGACGAGCUGGACUGAAUGGUCACUGUGCUCAGCGUCUUGUGGGGGAGGUCUUACAAGUCGCCAUCGGGACUGUUGGAAUCCCCCUCCUCAGAAUGGUGGGAGGUUUUGUGUUGGAGAUGCUGUGGACUAUGAAGCAUGUAACAAACAACCAUGUCCAAUAGAUGUAUGUUUGUUGUCAUAUCCAUGUUUUCCUGGGGUGGAGUGCAUAUCAUAUAGUGAUGGAUCAUGGGAAUGUGGAAGCUGUCCGUUGGGUUUAUAUGGCAAUGGCACUCAUUGUGAAGAUGAGAAUGAGUGUGAAGUGGAGGAUGUGUGUGUCACAGGCUGUGUAAACACAGACCCUGGGUACUACUGCCUGCCCUGUCCUCCUCGCUAUAAAGGCACACAACCAUACGGACUUGGACUGCAGCAAGCCCGGAGAAGCAAGCAGGUGUGUGAACCAUACAAUCCUUGCAAAGACAACACACACAACUGCCACAAAUAUGCUCACUGUGUAUACCUGGGCCUGGCGUCUGAGAUUUUAUUCAAGUGUGUGUGUGCCAUCGGGUUUGCGGGUGAUGGUGUCUUGUGUGGUGAAGACUCUGAUCUGGAUGGCUGGCCCAACUACAGAUUACCCUGCAAAAUGAAUGCAACCUAUCACUGUCAAAAGGAUAAUUGCCCCAUGCUACCAAACUCUGGACAAGAAGACCUGGACAUGGACGGAAAGGGAGACGCAUGUGAUCCUGAUGAUGACAAUGAUGACAUCUUGGAUGAGAGGGACAACUGCCCGCUGGUGUACAACCCUCGGCAAUUUGACUCUGACAGAGAUGGGGUCGGGGACCGCUGUGAUAACUGUCCAUUUGAUAGCAACCCGCUGCAGAGAGACACUGAUGACAACGGAGAAGGAGACGCCUGCAGCAUCGACAUUGAUGGAGACGAGGUUCUGAAUGACCAUGACAACUGUCCCUUAAUCUACAACACUAACCAGAGGGACACAGACCUGGAUGGUGUUGGCGACCAGUGUGACAACUGUCCCCUUCUACACAACCCAAUGCAGCUUGACUCUGACAGUGACCUGGUGGGGGACAUGUGCGACGACAACGAGGACAUUGACGAGGACGGCCACCAAAACUCUCUCGACAACUGUCCGUACAUAGCAAAUAGCAACCAGGCCGACCAUGACAAGGACGGGAAAGGAGACGCCUGCGACCAUGACGACGACAACGACGGUAUUCCUGACGACCGGGACAACUGCAGACUGGUGCCCAACAGGGACCAGCUGGACUCUGAUGGUGAUGGUAGUGGAGAUGCAUGCUUUGACGACUUUGACAACGACAGUAUUCCAGAUGCGCUGGAUCCCUGUCCGAUGAAUGAGGAUAUCGGGUCUACAGAUUUCAGGAAGUUUCAGGUUGUUUUGUUGGACCCUAAAGGCACCACGCAGUCCGACCCUUUGUGGGUGAUCCGCAGCCAAGGCACGGAGCUGCUGCAGACAGCCAACUCGGACCCUGGCAUCGCUUUAGGAUAUGACAAGUUCAGCUCUGUAGACUUCAGUGUGACCUUUUAUGUGAAUACCAACCGAGAUGAUGACUACGCAGGCAUUGUGUUCGCCUACCAGUCCAGUCGACGCUUCUAUGUUGUCAUGUGGAAACAGGUGUCUCAGGCCUACUGGGAGAAAAAGCCGACCAAAGCUUUUGGCACAGCGGGAGUGUCGAUCAAACUGGUCAACUCCACCACAGGACCAGGGGAGUAUCUACGCAAUGCCCUGUGGCACACCGGAAACACCAGACAGCAGGUCAGAACAUUGUGGCAUGACCCCAAUAAAAUUGGCUGGAAGGACUUCACAGCUUACCGCAUACACCUUAUCCACAGACCCAAAACUGGGUUCAUCAGAGUGGUGGUGUAUGAGGGCAGGGAUAUUUUAUCCGACUCAGGGGCGGUGUACGACCACACCCUGGCUGGGGGCAGACUGGGACUGUUUGUCUUCUCUCAGGAACACGUCCUCUUCUCAGACCUCAAAUAUGAGUGCAGAGAUAACUGAACAACCCACCAGAGAUCCACAUUCAUUUCAGAAAAUCUUAAUACAAUCGAGAGGGAGAGAGAGAGUGAAAGGAUGCACCAGAUCCAGGCCUUUAUCCUGCCAAGACUAUCAAUUAGUGACCCUCAUCUAUCUAUCAGCUUUUUAUGCGACGGUAUCGAUUCCAGGCUGUCUCAUUCGUUCCUUGUAUAUUACUGUAAGACUCAGACAGCAUUCCUAGUGACAAUAACCUCUUGUUGCUUUUCAUUUGC